This is a messenger RNA of Strongylocentrotus purpuratus (purple sea urchin), 2904 nucleotides long. RefSeq names its product ras-related protein Rab-18-B (gene rab18). The record is from RefSeq and is a predicted model, not a curated record. The transcript is spliced from 7 exons. Lineage: Eukaryota; Metazoa; Echinodermata; Echinoidea; Camarodonta; Strongylocentrotidae. Bases 130 to 753 code for a protein of 207 amino acids. Gene Ontology annotation, molecular function: GTPase activity; GTP binding.
CGGACACGUCCAUUGUCAUUGCGUAAUAGCCCUUGAUCACAGGCGAAUUCUGCUCUACGAAAUUAUCUGCGGCCCCUUUUUUCCUAAUAUCUGAGUUGUAGAUAAUUUACUCCUCAAUCCAAGACUGCCAUGGACGAAGACGAUGUUCUAACCACCCUGAAAAUUCUUAUUAUAGGAGAAAGUGGAGUGGGGAAAUCGAGUUUACUUCUGCGAUUCACAGACGACACAUUUGAUCCUGAGCAAGCGGCUACUAUAGGAGUGGACUUCAAAGUGAAAACUCUUAGCGUAGAUGGCAACAAAGCUAAACUUGCAAUAUGGGACACAGCAGGGCAAGAGAGAUUCCGAACGUUAACCCCUAGCUACUACAGGGGAGCUCAAGGGGUCAUUCUAGUGUAUGAUGUGAGCAGUCAAGUUACCUUUGACCGGCUAGGUCAGUGGUUGAAUGAGCUGGAUACUUACUCCACUAAGGCAGACAUCAUCAAGAUGCUGGUCGGAAACAAGAUAGACAAGGAGAAAAGAGAAGUAUCCCGAGAACAAGGUCUCAAAUUUGCCAGAAAACAUUCUUGUCUCUUCAUCGAAUGCAGCGCCAAAACUAGAGAUGGAGUACAGUGUGCUUUUGAAGAGUUGGUCGAGAAGAUCAUUCAGACGCCAGGACUUUGGGAGAACGACACGAGACAAAGAGGGUUUGGUGUCGGUAGUAAUCAAGGACAACCUAACGAAGGUGCGUGCAGUGGUUACUGCAGUCUAAUAUGAAGCAGAAGGACCACUGGAUGAAUCCCUCAGAAGGAUUUAAAGACUCUUGAAGAAGCUGGUGAAUCUGUGAUGUGUGUCACACAGUGAUUAUAUAAACUGUUCAUCAGGAGGGGGUUUCACAAAGCCUUUUUUCAAUGACAAAUGACAAAAAUCAGUGGCAAAUCUGCUGAUAACCAAUCAGAAACAAGGAUUUCAGUAGCUUAUAACAACAACUGUCAUUUGUUACUGAUGACAAGUUUUGUGAAACAGGUCCCAGACGGCAAUUCCAAUGGACAUGGCAUUAUUUAGUAGGUCAAUGGAUUCUUCCCAGCAGUAGGGGAUGACGUGCUCGGUGAUAUGGUGUUAUAAUGUGUUUCCUCAUCUCGCCUGUUAGUUGGAAAGUCAAAGGCAUAGCCAAUUGAUGGAGAUAGUUGUGACACCCGCAUACAUGUAUACAUGAGUGUGAUCAGAGGUCUAAUAGUGGAGCUCCGAUUGUUUCCCUCCCACAUACAAUGUCUAUGAGAGGGAAUCGUUUUGACCUCCAUGAUACAACAGACCAAUCAGAAGUUACUUUCUGGGACAUAACUAUCUCUCCCAACUAGCUAUGGUCCAAGGUACUUCAUCAUGCUUUACAUGCUCUCUCUUCAUGUACCAUGAAAGUCACCUUCCUGGAUGUACUUGUGUAUAAGGGAAGUUCCAGAUGGCAAAUUGCCAUGAUUAAUAAAAAUGCAAGUAAGGGCUAUUUCCUGAUGUGUACAUGUUAAUGUGAUUCUCAUUAAAAAAUAACAUGUUUAUGGUAUUGAAAUAUAUUUUGGAGCAUUAAUUCUACUGUUGUUCAUGUAUAUUAACGUAUUUGUGAUUGGACAUACAUGUAUAAACUUAUUUUUUCUUAGUUAUUGAUGGAAUAGUUUCAUGAAGGAAUUGUAUAAAAACAUAUUUGCGAUCAUUAUAUCUAGGGUGCAUGUAUGAUUAAAAAUUUUCUUUGGGGAAAAUAGACAAAAUCAGAAUAUUGGGAGGAUACCUCGCAAGAGUUACCAGUCUAUGUUCGAUUGAUGGCGACUUCAAAAAUUCAUAACAUCAUUAUUUGUAAUCGGAUUUUGCUCGAACUUUCGCUGACGUGUUCCUCUCCUUUUUCUACUUCUAUUAAAACCUUAUAACUAUCAGGUUGGGCUUCUCCUUUGAUACCAGGGUAGUUUGGUACAACUUACAUCUAUGUAGUAUCUUACUUUUAUUUGUACAUGAUUUCUCUCAAUAUAUUUAUUGAUAUAUCUUUAUAUUAAGAAUAAGCAUUCUGUUCCAUUCAUACAUGGGAUCAUUUGAUUUAUUCGCAUGAAUGAAAUUCAACAUGAAACUGCAGUCUAAAUAGUUUUAUUUUUACAAAUUUUGAAGGCAAAUUUUCACACAACACAUACACUGUAUAUUAAAUUUUUGCCUGAAACUUUUGAAAAUAUUUUUUUUAAAUGUAGUUAAAGCAAAUUUUGAAGCAACACUUUAAUGUUUACUUAAAUGAGGUACAUUAUAGUAUUGUACCUAUAAAUAAAGGAAGAAUAUUGCCAAUAUAUGUAUACAUCUAAAAUAAUACAAUUAUGGAUUAAUUUGAACAGUGAAGUCAGUUGUACAAAACCUGCUUCUGAGGAAAGUCCCAUCUGGCCUUCAUCUAUGGUAUCUUUCGGGGCUCUAAGGUACUAAGUGCAAUCUGAGUCAUAUUUCAAACUAAUUUAUUACUGAUAUUUCAUAGAUAAUUUUGGUUGAGAUACAACGAUAACCUAUUUACAUGGAUUUUAAAACCUGUACAUGUACAACCUACAAUUAAAAAUCAAAUAUGUAGCUGAUUUUCAAACCUGCACAAUAGAAAGUCAAACCUGUCGCUGUUACAUGUCUAAACCAUGGAAGUAAAUUAGAACAAAAAUACUAGCUAACCUUGAAUUGUGACUGAAUAUUAAGCCUAAAACGAUAACUAAGCCGUGUACAUAGCCACCCCCCAAAAAUGAUUCGGCCCAACACUGUAUGCUUAUAGUCUAUAUCUCAAAUCUGUGACAUGUAUCUGUAUUUCAAGUAAUUCUGUUCAUCUAAAUUUUGCUUGUUUCUUCAUCUCAUAGCCUUCCAUCUGUUCAAUGCAGUUUAAAAUUAAAUGAUAUUCUCAAUAUGUACAUAUAAAUCAAGAAAUGAAAA